CGUUUUCUACUCGUCAGAACAAGAAGAGGCACAACGUCAGCAGAGAGGUCAGACACAGGCAUCAAGUGAGAGCGGCAAAGUUUUGUGAUACACAGAGCGGAGGGAGAGAGACAUCUGACACACAAGGAGGGAGGGGGACUCAGCAAACACUCAGGAAACCAUGGAGGCAUUCAACUCCAAGGAUUUGGCCAUGAAGGCACAGAAGAAGAUCCUCAGCAGCAUGGCCAACAAAAGCACCGUCCAAAGAUUUAUUGACGAUACCACUAGUGAAAUACUGGAUGAACUGUACCGGGUUUCCAAGGAGUACACAGGAAAUAAAGGAGCAGCUCAGAAAGUCAUUAAAAACCUGAUCAAGAUUGCUGUCAAGAUUGGUGUGCUGUUUAGAAACAACUGUUUCAGUGACGAGGAACUAAAACUAGCUCAGGAAUUUAAGAAGAAGCUCCAUACAGGAGCCAUGACAGCCAUCAGCUUCUACGAGGUGGACUUUACCUUCGAUAAGACCGUGAUGUCGGACAACCUGACAGAGUGUAAGGAUCUUCUGCUGAAGCUUGUCAACUCCCACCUCACCUCGAAAUCUCAUGAUCGCAUCAGCCACGUCUUCAACCAUUACUCCGACCCUCAGCUCCUGACCAAACUAUAUGACCCAAACGGACCCUUCAGACCCAACCUCACUAAAAUCUGUAAAGGACUCGACAAACUGGUAGAGGAUGGGACGAUAUGACCUGUGAGGAACAUGUUUCACACAAUGGGAGAUGAACAGGAAACACACUUAAGACUCUGGACUGGUGGACAAAAUUUCUCUUUUGCUGAG
Molecule: messenger RNA, 811 nt
Organism: Poecilia latipinna (sailfin molly)
Lineage: Eukaryota; Metazoa; Chordata; Actinopteri; Cyprinodontiformes; Poeciliidae
Gene: tnfaip8l2b
Product: tumor necrosis factor, alpha-induced protein 8-like 2b
Exons: 4
Coding region: 161-721 (186 amino acids)
Biological process (GO): regulation of apoptotic process
Cellular component (GO): cytoplasm
Source: RefSeq, a predicted model, not a curated record